AUGAACAAAAUAAUAUCAAAUAAAAUAAUAAAUAAUAAUAUAAUAUUUAGGAAUAACUUUAAUAAUUUAUUCUUUAUUAGAAAUUUUAUUAAUAAUAAAAACAAUAAUAAUAAUAAUAAUAAUAAUAAUAACAAUAAUAAUAAUAAUAAUAAUAGAAAUAAAAAGUUAAAAUAUUCACCAAAUCACCAAUGGAUUAAAAUUUCAGAAAAUAAAGAUUUUGCAACAAUUGGUAUUACUAAUUAUGUAUCAGAUAUUGUAAAUAAUGAAUUUAAUAAAAUCUUAAAAAUUAAAUUACCAAAAAUAAAUGAUAAAAUAAGGUUAAAUCAACCAUUUCUAUCUAUAUGGACAAAAGAAGAAGAAAAUAUUCAAUUUAAAUCACCAUUAUCUGGUAUAGUUUCAAAAGUUAAUAAUAAAUUUAAUAAUCAACAAACUACAACAAUUUCAACGAAAACAACAACAACAACAACAAAGAUUAAACCAAAAUUACCAUUAAAAUCAAAUUCAUUAUUUUUUAAUAAUGACCAAGAUUCAUGGACAAUUGAAUUAAAAAUUAAUGAACCAUUUCAAACCAAUCAUUUAAUGACUGAAGAAGAGUAUGCUCACUAUUGUGAAAAUACUGAUUAUAAAUAA
Messenger RNA from Dictyostelium discoideum AX4, 630 nucleotides. It is a transcript of the gene gcvH4, whose product is annotated as glycine cleavage system H-protein. The transcript has a single exon. Bases 1 to 630 code for a protein of 209 amino acids. NCBI's taxonomy places the organism in Eukaryota, Evosea, Eumycetozoa, Dictyosteliales, Dictyosteliaceae. Gene Ontology annotation, biological process: glycine decarboxylation via glycine cleavage system. The record is from RefSeq and is a predicted model, not a curated record. Gene Ontology annotation, cellular component: glycine cleavage complex.